Molecule: messenger RNA, 1150 nt
Organism: Vicia villosa (hairy vetch)
Lineage: Eukaryota; Viridiplantae; Streptophyta; Magnoliopsida; Fabales; Fabaceae
Product: putative ubiquitin-conjugating enzyme E2 38
Exons: 1
Coding region: 86-1045 (319 amino acids)
Molecular function (GO): ubiquitin conjugating enzyme activity
Source: RefSeq, a predicted model, not a curated record
UAACAUAAACAAAAAAUCGCAACAAAUAUUAACACACUACAAACAAUUAUACCACUAAUAAUUCCUAACGAAACGAGAGGGGAAAAUGAUGGAAAAGAAGAGCACAUUCGACUUGGUUUCAGACGAUUCAGAUCACCGAUUCCGCCACCACAAAUUCCACAAAAACUGCUUCACAGCUUCAAAUAGCUUUGCAUGCAGAAGAAUCAUGAAUGAAUGGAAACUCCUUGCAAAAGACCUCCCAGAUUCCAUCCACGUUCAAGUCUACGAACACCGCAUCGAUUUACUCCGCGCCGCCAUCGUCGGCUCCCCCGGUACACCUUACCAAGACGGUCUCUUCUUCUUUGACAUCGCAUUCCCUACAGAUUACCCAUUCAAACCACCAAAGAUCCAUUACAUCUCAUUCGGGUACCAACUCAACCCGAAUCUCUACCCUUCUGGGACUGUCUGUUUAGGCCUUCCCAACACAUGGAAGGCAGAUAAACUCAUGAGCUGGACCCCAGCUAUAACUAUACUUACAGUUUUACUUUCUAUUCAAGCAAUUGUUCUUAAUGAGAAGCCACUCUUUAACAAUCCUACCUACAGUCUUUCAGAUUAUUCUCUUAUGGAAUCCAAGGCACGUGCUUACAAUGCAUCCGUUUUUGUUCUCACGUGCUACUCCUCGGUUUGCCUUAUUCAGAAACCACCUAAGAACUUCGAGGAGUUCGUUAUAGAACACUUUCGCGAACGAGGCCAUGCUAUUCUAGACGCGUGUAAAGAGUACGCGAAUGGGCGCGUGAGAGCUGGACAUUACGGUUACGAUAACAUGGCGGUUGUUAAAGUUACGGAGUCUUUUCAGGCGUCGCUACAAAUUGCUUACCGGAAUAUGUAUAAGAAGUUUCUAGAAUGUGGUGCUUCAUUGGAGAAUUUUGUUGAAGAGUUGGAGGUAAAAGUAAAAGUACCUGAACAAGGCAAGAGAUCCAACGGUGGAAAUGAAAUUCUUGCGAAAGCUAUGGGGAAGAGCAAACAAGCUUUGGGAUGGAAGAAGAACAAGAAGAACAGUACUUAAACUAAGCAGUAAAACAGUAAAAAAAAAUUGUUCUCUUGUUAGGUUUUUAUUAGUAACAAAAAAAAUAUAAAUAUGAAUAAAACUGACGUAUGAUUUGGGAAACAA